Messenger RNA from Cyclopterus lumpus (lumpfish), 2912 nucleotides. It is a transcript of the gene spag1a, whose product is annotated as sperm associated antigen 1a. The transcript is spliced from 8 exons. Gene Ontology annotation, molecular function: protein binding. Gene Ontology annotation, biological process: axonemal dynein complex assembly. Gene Ontology annotation, cellular component: cytosol. The coding region runs from base 134 to 1315 and encodes 393 amino acids. The record is from RefSeq and is a predicted model, not a curated record. Lineage: Eukaryota; Metazoa; Chordata; Actinopteri; Perciformes; Cyclopteridae.
ACACCACGUUAUCUCGUCCAGGGGGCGUGUCCUACAGAAAUCCCCUUCCAGGCUCAGACGUAGCUGCAGCUCUGCGAGAGGAAGAAGCAGGGAGGAAGGAAGAGAUUGAACACACUGCGGAGGGAGUGCGGCUAUGGGUAACGCACAGGACAAGCCCCCGGGCAGCGGAGGAGGGGGAGGUAGAUCAAAUCAGGCCACGGCAGGCAACGGGACGCGAAGCCGGGUUGGAAGCACCGUGGAAAAGCCCCAGAGUCAGAGAGCUGCGGCGAAGGGGGUGGCCAAUGGCUCUCGGAGGGAAAACAGUCCUGCUGGUGGACAAGAGGAGCAGGGCAGCCCUGCAGCAGACGCAAGUUAUCUGGACGCCCCCGCUGGGGCCCUUCCUCCUCACCUGGCCCGGCUCAAGAACGCAGGGAACCACCUCUUCAAAUCCGGCCAGUUUGGGGAUGCCUUGGAGAAGUACACGCAGGCCAUUGAUGGAUGCGCUGAAGCUGGCAUCGACAGUCCAGAAGACCUGUGCAUUCUCUACUCCAACAGAGCGGCCUGUUUCCUGAAGAAUGGAAACAGCUCAGACUGCAUACAGGACUGUAACAAGGCUUUGGAGCUGCAGCCGUACUCAUUGAAGCCCCUGUUGCGUAGAGCUAUGGCCUAUGAGUCACUGGAGCGCUACAUUAAGGCCUACGUGGAUUAUAAGACUAUCUUGCAGAUAGACACCAGUGUGCAGACGGCUCACGACAGCGUCCACAGGAUCACCAAGAUGCUUAUCGAGCAGGACGGUCCUGAGUGGAGAGCGAAGCUUCCAGAGAUUCCCACCGUCCCUCUGUCCGUCCAGCUGCAGCACAGAGACAAACCGAUCAGCGUGGAAGUAGCUCAAGCCCGAGCUGCCAGGGCUGCUCAGGAGGAAGCCAGGAGAAAAGAGGCCUCCUUUACUUUAUUAAAACGGGAAGGCAACGAUCUGGUCAAGAACGGACAUUUUCAGGAGGCUCUGAAGAAGUACAGCGAAUGUCUCACAUUAAAACCUGAUGAAUGUGCUCUCUACACAAACAGAGCCAUUUGCCUCCUGAGACUGAAUCGUUUUGAAGAGGCCAAACAGGACUGUGACUCCGCCCUGCAGAUGGAGCCGGGCAACAAGAAGGCCUUCUACAGACGCGCCCUGGCUUACAAGGGUUUACAGGACUACCUGUCGGCCAGCAGUGACCUCCAGGAAGUCCUCCACCUGGACCCAAAAGUUCAGGAGGCGGAGCAGGAGCUUGAGGUGGUGACGAGCUUGCUGAGACAGAGCCUGAUGGAUAGUACUUCACACACACCAAGGGUUUGAUGUUUGUGGAGGAAUGAAACAGGUGUGCGCACGUACUGUUCUGUAGCAAUUAUGGAGGAAAAGGACUCUCAAAGCCAUCGUUUGCAGUAAGAAAAAUUUGAAAUGACUGGCGUUGACUUCUGGGACGGGCUCCUUGGAUGACCAGCUUUUCAGCUCUGCACCAUCUGCAACGUGUGCAAACCACACCAUAACUCCUGAGUACACAGCCUUACAUAACAGGCAGCUUUAUUUAAAAAGGCUAACAUCAAGGUACUCAUGACCUGCUUGCACUAUAAAUCAUUCACAUGACGUAAUGUACUGCAUAUACAGAUCGAUUGUAACAGGCUGCACAGCGCUGUUUUAUGGUGGAGUAGCACGGGGAAGAGUGUAUUAUGUGUGCCUUAUUGAGAUUUCUACCACAGUCCGUUUGAAAUACGCCAAGAUUCAACUUUGAUUUGUUUUAAUGAUGUUGGGUUUGGUUCCAUUAUGUUUCACUGAGCUCACGACCAAAAAGCACUGACAGAAACUGAUACAACUGUAUAUAGAGAUAAGGAACUCCCAGGAAGAAAAGACAUCUGGUUCAAUGUUGUUCUUUUCCCCAGGGUUUCAGCUAUUCCAAGACAUCUGUCAUUGUUUACAUGUUUUAUCAGCUGCUACUUCAAAAAAAAUUAACCAACACCUUACUUUAAAAUAUUUCUACAGCUAAAGACCCUGAAGAAGUGAUGCGUUAAAACUUUAAUUUAAAAUGGUUAAAAUAAUAACUUAUCACAUGUUAAAAUAUCCCAUGAGUUCAGUGCUUGAGUUAUUAUUAAUUAUAAAGUUUCCCUUUAUUGGUUUAGGAAACGUCCAGCAACUGAGGGUAGGAUUACUUAAUCAUGUACUGUAAGAAUUGUAGGUCUCAGGUUCAAUCUUGAAUGAAACCAAGUUGACUGCAUGCGUCUUUGUGUGUGAAUAGGUGUACAAUAUUUAUGUUUGGAAAGUCUCUUAUCAGAAUAGUUUUAAUAGCUCUGCUGAAACAGCUUGUUGUCUGGCUUCUCCGUCAACUGGUUCAAGUCCCUUAACAAAAACAGUUUGGGAUGCUGCUGGUUGAAACCUCCACGGCAACAAAAUAACUCCUUCAUGACAUCUUCAAGUGAAUAUCUAGACUUUGUAAAGCCAGACAGCUAUGAGCCCCACACAGGUGUUUUCAAUCUAUUUGCUAAUUAGCGCUCCCCUCAGGAUGUCUAGUCGGGGCUUGAUUGACUGCUACCUGACACCUGUUGGGACUUUUAACACUCUAGUUGAGCUAAUUAACUGAAAACACCUGUGUUGGUGUGCUGGAUGCAUUUUAAAUAUCUUCCUUUUAAUCUCAUCUCUAAACAAUGUAAAUCUUUGUACAGCACAAUGUGCCACAACAUAAAUUGUUUUCAUACUUUGAUGUAUUGAUUAAUAUGUCCAAUCUUAUUUAACCCAUUUUUUCCCCCUUGUGUGGUCUAAAUAAAAGCCUAAAAAUCUCAACUAAAUGAAAACACCGGAUAUAAGGCUUGGCGUGUGUGUUGCUUUGUGGAACGUAAGAGCAUGUACUGUAUGUAAAUAGUUUGGAUGCAAAUGUAAAUAAACUGCUAUAUGAAUGCUUUAA